AGCUGUAAUGAAAUGGCUACAAAAAAAGGACAACUUCGAAAAUAUGAAAAUUGUUUUUGACUCCACAAGUCGAUUUGCUCGUCUUCAAAAGCUACAUGUUAAAAUAGCUGGACGCUAUCUCUUUAUUCGUUUCAUUGCUGUCACUGGUGAUGCUAUGGGAAUGAACAUGCUUUCGAAGGGUACUGACCGAGCACUGAAGACACUUCAGGAAAUCUUCCCUGAUCUUGAGAUCUUAAGUCUCAGUGGGAACUUUUGUUCCGACAAGAAGUCUUCUGCAGUAAACUGGAUUCUGAGUAGAGGGAAGUCAGUCGUCUGUGAAGCCGAAGUUUCAAAACAAAUUGUAGAAGAGGUCUUGAAGACAACUGUACAAGCUCUUAUUGACGUAAAUAUAAGCAAAAACUUAGUUGGCUCAGCUCUUGCAGGAAGUAUUGGCGGCUUCAAUGCUCAAGCUGCCAAUAUUGUGACAGCGAUUUUCAUAGCCACUGGUCAG
Molecule: messenger RNA, 490 nt
Organism: Limulus polyphemus (Atlantic horseshoe crab)
Lineage: Eukaryota; Metazoa; Arthropoda; Merostomata; Xiphosura; Limulidae
Product: 3-hydroxy-3-methylglutaryl-coenzyme A reductase-like
Exons: 5
Biological process (GO): coenzyme A metabolic process; isoprenoid biosynthetic process; sterol biosynthetic process
Cellular component (GO): peroxisomal membrane; endoplasmic reticulum membrane
Molecular function (GO): hydroxymethylglutaryl-CoA reductase (NADPH) activity
Source: RefSeq, a predicted model, not a curated record